AUGGAUAGUCCUCGUUCGAACAACGAAUUCGGUAGUAGCCACACCGAAGGUGGGACCUACAGUGGGAACUGGUCUUACUCGUCAAAUGAACCUGUUGAUCGUUUUUGCCGUUCUGGUAGGGAUGUUAUGUUACGCACAUCAUGGACUAUACUGAAUCCAGGACGCUGGUUUCGCGGUUGCCCUGGUGACGAGGGUCAGUACUGCAGCACGUUCCAAUGGGUGGAUCCCCCUAUGUGCCGCAGGUCUAAAGAGAUAAUCCUUGGACUCUUGAAUCGCAUCUCCGAGUACGAGACCCAGAUGAAACGCCUCAAUGCUCGCCUACAAACGGAGGAGACGCGCCGUCGUAAACUAAUGAAUUAUGUGCUGAUCUCACAAAUUGUUUGGCUAUUGUUUGUCUUUAUUGCGUUCAACAUCUAA
Messenger RNA from Sesamum indicum (sesame), 417 nucleotides. NCBI's taxonomy places the organism in Eukaryota, Viridiplantae, Streptophyta, Magnoliopsida, Lamiales, Pedaliaceae. The record is from RefSeq and is a predicted model, not a curated record.